Recurvomyces mirabilis is the source of this 2196-nucleotide messenger RNA. RefSeq lists its product as uncharacterized. The record is from RefSeq and is a predicted model, not a curated record. Lineage: Eukaryota; Fungi; Ascomycota; Dothideomycetes; Mycosphaerellales; Teratosphaeriaceae. The transcript has a single exon. Bases 1 to 2196 code for a protein of 731 amino acids.
AUGGCCAUCCUCGGCGCAGAAAACCCGCACGAUGCUUCUGGAGCUACGGUGACGGUCAUCGAACAACAGACUCCUGGUGGAUUGGCGACGCCUAUGGUAUGGACUUCCGUCGCGGUCGUGCUAAUUGCCGCGACACAAUGGGCUCGUCGAUGGCUUGUCUCUGGUGCGGCGAUUGAGUCGCUGCUGGUGCUCUAUGGGUAUGGGCUUGGGUGUAGAAUAUUCUCUGACAUACCAAUCUGGACUCUACUGGCCACAUUCAAUCUGGCAUACGCUGUUUGCUCGACUUCGUGGCUGUUCUGGACCGUGUUUACGGUGUUGUGCUACCCGAUCAUAGGCAUCACCUGUUUGCUCCAGUUCAAGGUCGUCUCGGAAGCGGCGAGGAAGAAUCUACGUCGCGUUCUCAAGGAACUUCACUUCACUAGGGACAAGAUUGCGCUCUUCAACUUGCCGGCUCUGGAGAUUGACACUGAUGUUGAUGGUCUGUUUGUGGUCCGGGGAGUCACCAUCUCAUUGUCAACCUUGACGCUCGUCGCGCACGGCAUUGAGUUGGGCAUCAAGAUCGGCGAUGACAUCGAGUUCGCUGCUUGCGUAGACAGGGUGCACAUUGAUUUGUUCAGACGGGUAGAGGUCAGCGAUGUGUACGGAAGCGUCAAAGGUGGUAAGCCAGAGCUGUUCUUUGGCGACCUCGACAGCGAAGGUGAUCAUGCCGACGAUUCUAUGCCGGUGUUUGGCGAGACUGCGCUUUUACGUGCAGCCACGACAGGUGCCGAAGGUUUCAAGGAUAGGCCGAAACUUCGUACCUCUUUGACAGGCGUCAGCUGGAUGAAAGACUCGACGGCCACUGCUGGCUUCAAGUCAGUCAAGACUCUGUCGGCAGACGACGAGAAAGCCGAGGCGCAGUAUCUAGCCAUGCUCAAGGAGAUUCGCACGACUAGCACAUCUUACCAGGCCAAAGCGCAGGUCAGGGCCAAGGCAGCCGCAGGAGAGGGAUUCACCGAACUCGAGAACGACAAGGACGUGCGUGCUGCGAUGUGUGCUGAAUUGCACACUUUGCCGUCAAUCGCCCACCCACCUGCACGAUCCGUGCGUGUGACAACACUACAGAAUCUUGCGCCACCGAGGGUUCGAAAUUUCAUCCAGAGGCUGCCCUUCCUGUAUCGAUUGCUACUUACAACUGUGGCGUACUUCCACCGCAUCUCGAUCAAAUCAAUCAACGUGGCGGCCUCGGGUCGCUUUACUGCGGCAAUGCUGCAAGCCAAAGUCUUCAAGCACUAUUCCACCGACAGCGCGGACAUACGGCGGCUCGAGACAAGAGUGAAGUCAUGGCUAGCGGACGCAAACUUCUGUCUACAGCUCGGCGACAUCAGUUCCCAUGCCCAGGUACCACUGAGCAGCUCCUACGAGAUCACAGCCUAUCUCAAGGCCGACGAUGUUGUGGCUUCACGCAUGGUACCGGAGCAAGGGAUUCUGGAGAGGGUAAUAAGGCUGGCUGGCGCUGAUGCCACUUGCUUCAUCCCUGCUUUCCUGAUACCCCACCACGAGCAUGUUGUUCCGGACAAACUCUCUACCGAAGACGAGCAGAGCUAUGAGAUCAAGAUUGAAGACGCGGAUGGAGAGCCAAAGGCCAAGCAAGGCGAGAUACAGCUUGAUCGAGCGCGGAAGGAUGAGACGGCAAUCAGAGUCAGCGCGCACGCGAGUCUGCCGGCAUCUUUCGACCAAUCUCUCCUCGACUUCACAGCUGCUUUAGUCAAAGCGACUAAGAUCAUCGAGAUCGAGAAGGAAUUCGACUAUGUCGCUACAGGUCUUGACACCCCUCCCGUCACCACACCCACAAGCCCCACUUUGACUCCAGCAAGUACAUUCAGCACCUUCGACGACGAUGCCUCAAUCAAAUCGACAAGCAGCGGCCAUUCAAAACUCGGCAACCUGGCCAAGAACAUCCGACAGAAUCUAAAGGAGGGCGGUGCAGGUCAGAGCAUUAAAGACCUUGCUAAGGAUCUGGGUCAUUCGACGCACAAGGGGAUGAGGAAGGCAUUGGGGGGAAUGGUGAGCGAUCGCUGGAUCGCGAAGAUGGUCGGGAAGGUGGCGAAUAAUUUGCAGAAGGCGCAAGGGGAUUUGGGAUAUUCGGCUGAGAUACCCGUGAGGCUUGCGGGUUAUAGGGCGCGGCCUGGGUUGGCUUCGAAGCUUUUGCCUUGA